Messenger RNA from Xenopus laevis (African clawed frog), 2621 nucleotides. RefSeq names its product kelch repeat and BTB (POZ) domain containing 12 L homeolog (gene kbtbd12.L). The coding region runs from base 230 to 2089 and encodes 619 amino acids. The record is from RefSeq and is a predicted model, not a curated record. The transcript has 6 exons. NCBI's taxonomy places the organism in Eukaryota, Metazoa, Chordata, Amphibia, Anura, Pipidae.
AUAUCCCAGGUUUUGACUAAGUCUGGGAUCCACAACACGAGCAGGACGUGAGCAAGAAAUUCACAGGCCCAAACACAGAGCCUUCCCAAGAAAAGCGAAACAGCAGAUAUGGGGCAUCUCACUUUCCGACAUUCUUUGAAACAUCUGCUUUGAGGGACGUGCUUGGCUAAGGAGACAUAAACUGAACCGAUUUUAUUAGAAAUAUCAUUUUUCUCUGUUGUCUUCUGCUAUGGAGAAUGAUCGUGAGCACAAGAGGAAGCAGCAACAUGGUAUUGCUCUGUUGGACCAGCUCAAUAGGAUGAGGGGAGUAGCAGAAUUGACCGAUACUGUCCUGGUGGCUGAAGGACACAGGUUCCCUUGUCAUAAAGCAGUCCUUGCAUCAUUCAGCCCAUAUUUUAGGGCAAUGUUUACAUGUGGCUUGAUGGAAUGUAACCAAAACGAGGUUCAACUCCAUGACAUAACUGCUCAAAGUGUCUCCAUUAUACUUGAUUAUAUGUACACAUCAGAACUCACUAUCAACAAUCUCACUGUGCAAGUAGUUGCCACCGCAGCCUACUUCAUGCAACUGGAUGACAUUUUUACCUUGUGUCAAAACUACAUGCUAGAGCAUAUGGAUCCUUCAAAUUGUGUUGGGGUAUAUUAUUUCGCAAAGCAUAUCUGUGGAGAAGAACUUGAGGAAAGGUGCAGGAAAUACCUGUACCAACACUUCACCGAGGUUGGCUUACAUGAAGAGAUUUUGGGGAUCGAGUUUGACCAGUUGAUGGGAAUGAUCAAAUCUGAUGACCUUAAUGUUUCUCGAGAGGAGAGCAUCUUGGAUUUGGUCCUAAGAUGGGUAAACCAUGACAAGAAUGCACGCUCAGAAUAUCUUGUUGACCUACUGAAGCAGGUGAGAUUACUACUAGUCAGCCCUUCCUUUCUCAGGGAGGCUAGAAAGAGGAACACUGUGCUCUUAUGCAACUCACGGUGCUAUGACAUAGUCGAGGAAGCACUGGAAACUAUAGAAAAGUCCAAACAGACUUCUCUAAGCCUACGUUAUGGCAUGGAGACCACAAACCUUCUCCUUUGCAUUGGCAACAACGCAAUGGGCAUCAGGUCAAAAUAUGGAAGUUUUGGGGAUGCAAGCUUCUGCUUUGCUCCUGCGACAGGUAAAUGUUGUUUCAUUCCAUCGCCAAAACAAGGAGAGGCAUUAGGCUCUGUCCUCGCUGGAGUGGUUACUGAGAACAAUGACAUUAUUUUGGCUGGAGAAGCAAGCUCUGUGAGGUUGGCAAGGCAGAAGAACAAGAUGGUUGAGAUAUGCAGGUACCACAACCGAGGGAACUACUGCUGGGAGAGGCUUUGCAGCGCCGAGUAUCGAGAGCUUUAUGCUCUUGCCAGUCUCUGUAAUGACCUCUAUCUCAUUGGAGGUCAGAUGAAGUACAAAAACCAAUACGUCAUCACCAAUUGUGUAGAAAAGUUCUCCAUGGAGAAAGAGAGUUGGAGGAAUGUGACCCCCCUGCCCAUUCCGCUGGCUUGCCAUGCUGCCGUCACCUUGAACAACAAGCUCUUUGUCAUGGGAGGAUGGACACCUCAGACAGAUCGCCCUUACGAUGAACCUGAUCGUUUAAGCAACCGAUUGCUGCAGUAUGACCCUGCCCUGGAUAAAUGGACCAUAAUGGCCCCCAUGAAAUAUUCAAAAUAUCGAUUCAGUGUGGCUGUUGUUAACAAUGAGAUCUAUGUCCUGGGUGGCAUUGGUUGUACUGGGCCAGACAGAGGCCAAGCAAGGAAGUGUCUAGAUGCCGUGGAGAUUUAUAACCCAGAUGGAGACUUCUGGAGAGAUGGGCCUGCCAUGCCUUACCCCCUGCUUUCACUAAGGAGUAACGCCAGCAGCGCCGGGACAGUAGAAGGAAAACUGUACGUCUGUGGAGGAUUUCAAGGAGCAGAUCGCUAUGAAGUCAUUACAAAAGAAAUCCUGGAGCUGGACCCGUGGGACAACCAGUGGAAUGUGGCGUGCGUCAGAGCCCCCAUGCACGAUUCAUACGAUGUCUGUCUUGUGGCUCGGCUCAACCCGAGGGACCUAAUCCCACCGCCUAGAGACUUGGUGGAUACCUGAGCAGGAUUUAGAAAGGAAAGAAAGUCUCCUAACUGCCUGUUUAAUUGCCUGUGCUGAGCAGUUUGGAUUUAAUGUUUUAUUGCAGAAAUCUGCUUGGUAACUGCUAUGGGCUGGGGGAAUUUGCAUUAUAGAAAGCAAGGAAAUGAUAAAGAUUAUAUAAAUGUCAGUGUACAGUUUAUCUCCCUUCAUUAGAUUCAGUCCAUUAGUCUCCUCUGUCUUACCUGCCAGAAAUUAGUCCUGAUAAACAGCAGGAAAUAGGGGAUAAAUAUGAUUUUAUUGCCUUUAAGUAAGUGGUAAUUGCCUCCAAAGGGUAGUAUUUUCAGUAUGAUGCAGAGCCAAUAUGCAAUUGGACUGGUUUUACGUGGCUUUUUUUUGUUCCUCAGUUUCCCAGUUUGGAAUUUUAGCAGCUGGUUGCUAGGGUGCAAUUUACCAUAGCAACCAAGCAGUGAUCUGAAUGUGAGAAUGGAAAAAGAAUAGGAGAGUGUUUGGAGAGAAAUAUUAAGUAACAAAGCCAAUAACACUGUAACCUCAC